This is a messenger RNA of Symbiodinium natans, 1149 nucleotides long. NCBI's taxonomy places the organism in Eukaryota, Dinophyceae, Suessiales, Symbiodiniaceae. The record is from the annotation of a GenBank genome assembly.
AUGGCCCUGGCGUUGCAGAUCAAAGCCGCUGGCGGAGUGGACUUUAGCAUCGAGGUUGAAGCCUCGGCCACAGUACAAGAUGUCAAGAUCGCAGCCACAUCCGGCUGCGAUAUGGAUCCGGAGGUCAUGAAGGUCAUUUUCAAGGGCAAGGUCCUAAAGGACGAGGAUGCUUUAGCAAGCUACGAUAUCCAAACAGGUGGCAUUCUGCACAUUGCCAAAGGCAUGAGUAAACCUGUCACCCAACGGGCGCAAUGCGAGAACCAAAGCUCUGGAUAUGCAGGAGGCCAAGAACCUGACAGUGGAAAGCAGACCAUAGAGAUCCACUUUAAAGGCCCUAGCAGUGUGGAGGUUCGCUCAGAGUUCCGCGAAACGGACACUGUGGAACAGCUUCGUCAAUUUGCCAGCUCCGAGUUCCAAAUGAAUCCUGACGAACUACACCUGCUGCACAAAGGCAAGAUUCUCAAAGACGGUGACUCUGUGGGCACCUCUGGCCUGGCUGCCGGCUCGGUACUGAGAGUUGCGCGACGGCACACCGAGAAAGACGCAACGGAUGUAACCAACACCACCGUGCAAAUGAAUUCCGUUAUAGAGGAAUCUGGUGCGCCAAUGCCUAUGGCAUGGGACAGUGCGAGCAAUGGGCAGGGCGAGUUGGAGCAAAUUCGGACCAUGGCCCGGACCUUGGGUUUACCGAUGGGGCCACUGGAGCAGGUCUUGCGCGAAGUACCCCCGCAACAAGCGAUGGCAGCGGCAAUGCAGGAGAUGGCGCGCUUGCGACGUGCGCCACCUGUUGGUGAGACUGCUGCUGCGAUGCAAGCUAGGUGGGAUCGCGAGGCGGCUGACAUGGCACGACAGGUGCGAGCCUACCUGUCACGGGAGGAGGAGGGAGGGCAGGAAGAGAACGGAGAUGAAGAGCUGUUGGCCGACAUUUCCCGAACCCUAGCAGAGGCGAGGGCGCGCGGAGCUCCUGUGCCAAAUGCUGCAGUUUUCGUGGACCGUGCAGUGGCUAGAAGACGCCAAGCACGGGAGCUGCAUGCGCGCAUGGCGCGUGAGGCCAGUGGGUUGGACCCGGAAAUCGAGGACGCUUUUGCUGCGGCAGAGCAGUCCCUUGCUGCUGCGGCGAGGGCGCCACGCCGUCUCGGAGACCACUGA